Messenger RNA from Astyanax mexicanus (Mexican tetra), 1603 nucleotides. It is a transcript of the gene osr2, whose product is annotated as odd-skipped related transciption factor 2. The coding region runs from base 340 to 1272 and encodes 310 amino acids. The transcript is spliced from 4 exons. Gene Ontology annotation, cellular component: nucleus. Gene Ontology annotation, biological process: urogenital system development; embryo development; regulation of transcription by RNA polymerase II. Gene Ontology annotation, molecular function: DNA-binding transcription factor activity, RNA polymerase II-specific; RNA polymerase II transcription regulatory region sequence-specific DNA binding. Lineage: Eukaryota; Metazoa; Chordata; Actinopteri; Characiformes; Acestrorhamphidae. The record is from RefSeq and is a predicted model, not a curated record.
CUGGACCUGUUGCCCCUCACUCGCACUUGACUCGCAACUAGAGAGCUAAGACCUUUCUCAACAUAGCAGCACACAGAGACGAAGCUCCUCAUGCACUACACCGCGGGAACCUCGCAUUUCUUUUUCAAUCAUCUCAACUCAGCUGAGACAUUGAAGUUUACAUGGACACUUCUGUAAGAGCUGCUUUCGCGACACGCCAAACUCUGUCGUUUUCUUCUGGUUACUGUGGAUUACUGACAAACGGCACUUGCUGAACACGACCUUUGGCAUCCAUUUCUGCUGGGACCCCACUGGACGUUCAGUUGCGAGUUGUGAGAGUGUUUCUGCUGCUGAUUGAAGAUGGGAAGUAAAACUUUGCCGGCUCCGAUCCCGCUCCACCCGACCUUACAGCUCGCCAACUACUCCUUCCUACAGGCGGUCAACACCUUUCCCGCCGCAGUCGACCACCUGCAAGGGAUUUACGGCCUCAGCGCUGUGCAGACGAUGCAGAUGAACCACUGGACUCUGGGCUACCCCCACAUGCAGGGACUGCGCUCCACCAUCACUGAGAUGGCAGCGCAGGGCCUCGUGGAUCCUCGGUUCUCCCUCCCUGCUUUACCGUUUGCAGCCCACCUCUUUCACCCGAAACAAGGUGCCAUAGCUAACGUCAUUCCGGCUCUGCACAAAGACAGACCCCGGUUCGACUUCGCUAACCUCGCCAUUGCUGCUACGCAGGAGGACCCCCCAAAGGCCGGCGACCUGUCCAAGCUGGCGGCGGGGCUCGGCGGCGCGAUCUCAGAGCUGAGUAAACUGUCACCGGACAGAAAGCCCCCCAGGGGGAGGCUUCCGUCCAAGACCAAAAAGGAAUUUAUUUGCAAGUUUUGUGGAAGACAUUUUACCAAGUCCUACAACCUUCUAAUCCACGAGCGCACCCACACAGACGAGAGACCCUACACCUGCGACAUCUGCCACAAGGCUUUCAGGAGACAGGACCACCUGCGUGACCACCGAUACAUUCACUCCAAGGAAAAACCUUUCAAAUGUCAGGAGUGUGGAAAGGGGUUUUGUCAGUCACGGACUUUGGCUGUUCAUAAAACUUUGCAUAUGCAGGAGUCUCCUCACAAAUGCCCCACAUGCGGAAGAACCUUUAAUCAAAGAAGUAACCUGAAAACUCACCUUCUCACCCAUACAGACAUCAAGCCCUACUCCUGUGAGCGCUGCGGAAAGGUGUUUCGGCGCAACUGUGACCUGCGACGGCAUAGUUUGACACACACACCCCACCGGGACUACUAGCUGCCUGGACUAGAAAGCUAAAACAAACCAAAUACCUAAAGGACAUAGCGGACUUGUCAGCAGCGGCGUGACUGCGGUCAGAUCUCAUGCUCGGGCAGGUCGCGUGACCUGAAAGCGAGAAAGGAAAAGCUGCACGAGGACAAACAUGGACCUGCGUUUCAGCAGACCUGCAGCCGCCCUCCGGACUUCUGUACAUAACGGUUCUUGUUUUGUUUGUUUGUUUAUUUUUUUUUUCAUUUUUUUAUUACCUCUGUAUCUAAAUUCAGCCGUGUUGUGUUGAAAUGUGGAUGUUUGUAAAAUGCAGUAUAGAAAUAAACACAAGUUAAACGUG